UGGCCACCUCCAGCCCUGGCGCUGCCGCGGCUGGCCCAUCCAUCCGCAAGGUCCCGCCUGUGCUCACCUGCCCUCUCUCCCAGGUUCCCUUGACCCCUCGCCUGUCCUUCAGCUGCCACGAUGAGAUACGCGCCGGAGUUCAAGAAGUCCCCGGCGCACCUCCUGAAGAAGUUUGCAGUGUGCGACAUUCCUCUAUAUGACAUAUGUGACUACAAUGUCACCAGAAAUCGGUGCAAGGAGCUCGGGUGCUGCUUUUAUAAAGGCGUCUGCUAUGAGAAGGCUGUCCCCGCGUACGUGCAGGUGUUUUCUGCCUUGAUCGUCAUCAUCGCGGGGGCCUUCGUGAUCACCAUCAUUUACAAAGUUGUUCAAGAGAGGAGAGAAAAGGACGUCCCCACAGAAGUGCCUUUGCCGUCCGAGGCGAGUGACAAAGCUGAGGCGGUCCCCCCCGCCGGGGAGCCGAAGCCUGCGAGCGCCCAGCCAUCGCUCAAGAGCGCCAAGAGCGCCGAGGCCGAGGCCGAGGCCGAGGAAGUGGCACUGCUUGUCACUGAUACUGGCAUCAAGACCGCUUACAGCACUGACCCGAAGCCACAUCACUCAGACGUGCAGGAGAUUCAGGACUUGCCCAGCAGUAACUGCACUGAUGAGAGGAGCCGCAUCAACUUCUGA
Messenger RNA from Diceros bicornis minor, 666 nucleotides. RefSeq names its product testis expressed 29 (gene TEX29). Lineage: Eukaryota; Metazoa; Chordata; Mammalia; Perissodactyla; Rhinocerotidae. The transcript is spliced from 5 exons. Bases 121 to 666 code for a protein of 181 amino acids. The record is from RefSeq and is a predicted model, not a curated record.